CGCGGACGAUAGUACGCGCCAUUUUGUUUAGUGUCCGCUAGACGCGUCGUGCGUCGGGGUGCCGCGGGGUUGCUUUUAUGACUGUCAACAGGAAGAUAUUCGCGGCUCCUUGAGCUCGCCUACAACUCGGACAUAUACAUACGAGUGUCACGUUCGAGACAGUGCAAUACGUGCAUAAUCGUCUGUAUGAUUAUUGUGCCGUGCAAGACAAGGAUAAUUUCUCUGAGAGAGUCGAGGACUCUCGUGCGCUUUACAGUGUCAGAGAUCCAGCAGCUCCGAGGAUUUCACGAAUGCAUGGCGUCAGUUCCAACUUUAUGGAUACUUCGUAGGAAAUCGCUGUUGCUGUCGCCGUCCCUCACGGCCAAAAUUUCUUCUGCAGUACUUGAAUACGGAAAAAUAUAUAAGAAUGCGCACCCCUGCUGAAACUGAGACAAUAUCUCAGCCUGAGAUGUACAAAUUUGAGUCUCAGGAAACAGAUGCGUCGACAGCUGUAAAUCAAGUAGUUUUAUCGCCAUCCCACCCGGAAACACACAUAUUUACUAAUAGCAUGUUAUGUAUUCAAGAAGAAUUGGGUCAGCUGAGUGCAAUUGCGGGAGGUCCAAUAGUCACUGACCCACGUGAAGCUCAAUUACCUAAUAAUAGCCAUACCAAUUCUGAAAGCAAUACAAAUUCCAGUGAAACUGCAACAAAAUGUUCUCCAGGUUCUGGAACUCUAGAUGCACAAAGAACAAGUUGGGUCGAAGGCAUAUUAGGAUGUAUGCGUCCAGUUUGGAGUAUGCUUUCGAAAGCAGCUGUAAAUGAGAAAAUUAAAGGACAUCAAACGGAUGAUUGGGAAAUACCAUUUGAAUCGAUUAGCGAACUUCAGUGGCUAGGAUCUGGAGCGCAGGGGGCAGUAUUUAGUGGAAAAUUAAAUAAAGAAAUUGUAGCUGUAAAAAAAGUACGUGAACCACGUGAGACUGAUAUAAAACAUUUACGAAAACUUAAUCAUCCAAAUAUUGUUCAGUUCAAAGGAGUAUGUACGCAAGCACCAUGUUAUUGCAUAAUAAUGGAAUUUUGUCCAUAUGGACCACUAUAUGACCUUCUCAGAGCGGGGGAGCCUGUUCCACCCCCUAGAUUAGUGUCUUGGUCUAAACAGAUAGCAGCUGGAAUGGCCUAUCUUCAUGCACACAAAAUUAUACAUAGAGACCUCAAAAGUCCCAAUGUAUUAAUUGGACAAGGAGAAGUUGUAAAAAUUAGUGAUUUUGGAACUAGCAGAGAAUGGAAUGAAAUUAGUACAAGAAUGAGUUUUGCUGGUACUGUUGCUUGGAUGGCACCAGAAAUUAUCAGGAACGAGCCCUGUUCUGAAAAAGUGGAUAUUUGGUCAUAUGGUGUUGUAUUAUGGGAAUUAUUAAGUGGAGAAAUACCUUACAAAGAUGUAGACUCGUCUGCAAUUAUUUGGGGUGUUGGCAACAAUUCUCUUCAUUUGCCAAUACCGGCGAGUUGUCCAGAGGGUUACAGGUUACUGGUAAAGCAAUGUUGGGCUGCAAAGCCGCGCAAUAGACCUUCCUUUAAACAUAUUGAAAUUCAUCUUGGUAUUGCAGCAGUUGAAGUGCUAUGUACAAAACAUGAUGAUUAUUUCAAAACGCAGCAAUCAUGGAAAAAAGAAAUCAGGGAUCACAUGAAACAAAUGCAAACGAACAGUUGUAGCAGUCCAAGAUUUGAAGCUGAUCUAAUUCGACGACGCGAGGAUGAACUCAGGCAUGCUCAAGAUAUUCGGGAACACUAUGAACGUAAACUAGAACGAACUAAUAAUUUGUAUUUAGAAUUGAGUGCUGUUUUGUUGCAAUUAGAACAGCGCGAACGAGACGUAAUCAAACGAGAACAACAGAAUGGUUAUAAACAAUGUAAAAAGCGUCUUGUACAUCCUCUUUUGAAAGCUCAAGAAAGACUUCACCGUAGACGUAACCCGACAACGCAAUUUUCAACAUCAUCUACGCCAACAACUCCACCAUCACCUACAGACUGUCCCCAAAGCCCUGUGAAAGCAACUAUAUAUACACAGUUAAAUGAAUCUAAUCAACCAGAAACGAUUUUAGCUCCGAAUAGUAGUUUUAAACAACGUAAAUACAGGCAUCGUAGAGUAGGAUCUGGAUGUGGUGUAAGUUCUAGCCCGAGAUCGAGUCCUCAUCGCGAAAGAAAAAGUACUGAAGUAUGUGCGCGUUUUAUAGACAGUCAAACACAAACAGAUAUAAUGGAUAUCAGUGAAACAGAUUUCAAUCCUAUUACAAAUACAACAACAGUAUCGACAACAGAAAAGCUUUCUGUAAAUAGCAUAAAUAAACAAUCAUUAAAUAAACAAGUACCGGAGUGCUUAAAUGGGAACUCAAUUCUGUCUGAGGCUCAUUACAGAAUACAAUCUAGUCCAUGUUCCAGCCCUGAACCUUCGAAUGAAAAUCAUGUAAAUGGAAAUGAACGUUUAAAAGAUUGUAGCGAUGACGAUAAUCUUGAAACACUUGGCCGAAAAGUUAGUGAAAUUAUUAAUGCCAAUCGCCUUAUUUCGCCUAUAGAUAAUGGAAAUUGUGACGAUGUGAUAAUAUCUCAUAGAGGUAAAGAGGACUCAUUGAAAUUGUCUGGACAUUUCUGUGGAAUUAUUAUUAACGGUACUAAUAUACAACAAGAACAGUCUGAAAUUAGAACGCGGCCUUGUACUGAAAGUAUAGAUACGUUGCGUGAUCGUGAAGAUGAUAAUUGUGAAGAAAGUUGGUCAGAUGAAGAAGGAGAAGAUCCAAGUUACACGUAUAAUUACUCUCUUAGACGAAGAAGUAUUGCGAGACGACCAAUUGGUCCUGGAUGUAGAUUAAGAAGAUUUAAACAUGCCACAGUACGAAUAGAGGGAGUAUUAGCUUCUGAUGAAGAAAAUACUUCUGAAUAUUCCCACCCUCCGUCCAGUCAGUCAUCCACAUUAGAGAGUAAUCCCGAUGUGCAAAGAGCA
This is a messenger RNA of Nomia melanderi (Alkali bee), 2971 nucleotides long. Lineage: Eukaryota; Metazoa; Arthropoda; Insecta; Hymenoptera; Halictidae. The record is from RefSeq and is a predicted model, not a curated record.